Drosophila elegans is the source of this 456-nucleotide messenger RNA. RefSeq lists its product as uncharacterized. The transcript is spliced from 2 exons. NCBI's taxonomy places the organism in Eukaryota, Metazoa, Arthropoda, Insecta, Diptera, Drosophilidae. Bases 1 to 456 code for a protein of 151 amino acids. The record is from RefSeq and is a predicted model, not a curated record.
AUGUUUGCCCAGUAUAUUGCCAUUUGGUUACUUUCAUUGAAUGUGGUAUGGUGUCAACCAAUGUAUAUCCUGCUACCAACUCAAGUAGCUCGAAGUUUGGAAUUGAACGAGGAAACUCUAUUCCAGGAACCAAUUGAAGCCAUUGCUUUAAUGGAAGAUCCCGCCAAAGUAUACACACCCCACGACUUUUUCGGUGAAGUCCACAAAUUCAUUAUCGGCGUUCAACAGUUUGUGCAGCAUCCGCCGACUUCACUGUACAGUGCGUUCAACCAACUGCAGAGCAAUGUCAAAAACAAUCACCAGAAACAGAAGCCCGUGAAAUACAAGGUGGUUCUUGACCCCUCUGGAAACAUUUCAUUCACCUUGGGCUGGUCAGCCAACUUGCAGGUGUUCAAUAGAAUCGGUUUCACUAAGAGUCGCAGUCUUGUGAACUACAAUGCAUGGUCUAAGGGUUAA